Molecule: messenger RNA, 3321 nt
Organism: Linum tenue
Lineage: Eukaryota; Viridiplantae; Streptophyta; Magnoliopsida; Malpighiales; Linaceae
Source: the annotation of a GenBank genome assembly
CCCUUUCAUCGUCUUCCUCCCUUCUCCUUCCCUUUCUUCCCCCUGAAACUUUCCCCCCAAUUUUCCAUUCCCCCAAACACAAACCUUAAUCAACACGAAAUAAAAAAAAACCCCAAACAAAAAGGGGAACAAAAAUAUAAACACGAAAAAGGAAAUUUGAAAAAGGGGGGAAAAUGUACAGAAGGAAGUAGGGGGGAAAUUAAUCAAACACGAACACACAAUGACAACUCGCAGCAACAAUCUUCUUCGCUCUCGUGAUUCCUUCUAACGUGAAUGGCAACCUUGAGGUCAAAAGACAAAUCAUCGUCACAAUCCCCGUCCCCCGCCGGCGCCCGUCCGCCUCAGAGUAAUGCCCGCCGCCGCACAUCUCGCGACGACGACGACCUAGACAUGCCCGGAAGCCACAACAACUACACCGUCAUGAUGCCGCCGACGCCCGACAACCAACCGGGAUCCAAGUCCGACAACAAGCCCGACGGCCCAAGCCCACACUCUGGCUCCCGCUUCGGGGCUCGGCCCACACCCGGGCCCAAGAUGGACCGCCGGAUGUCGAUCAUGACGUCCACCAACAACAACAAAUCGAUGCUGCUUCGGACCCAGACCGGCGAUUUCGACCACAACCGAUGGUUGUUCGAGACCAAAGGGACGUACGGCGUCGGGAACGCGUACUGGACCGACGACGGCCGCGAUGGGCCCGAUAUUGGGCUCAGCAUGUCGGAUUUCAUGGACAAGCCGUGGAAGCCAUUGACCAGGAAGGUCAAAGUUCCCCCGGGAACUCUCAGCCCGUACAGGGUGUUGAUCGUGAUUCGAUUGGUUGUUCUCUUCUUCUUCCUCGGAUGGCGACUCCAGAAUCCCAACAGGGAAGCAAUGUGGCUGUGGGGAGUUUCUGUUGUUUGCGAGCUCUGGUUCGCCUUCUCCUGGCUUCUCGACAUUCUCCCCAAAUUCAACCCAAUCAAUCGGGCCACCGACCUGGCCGCUUUGAAGGACAAGUUCGAGCAGCCCUCCCCUUCCAACCCAACCGGCCGGUCCGACCUACCCGGAGUCGAUGUCUUCGUCUCGACCGCCGACCCGGAGAAGGAACCGCCCUUGGUCACCGCCAAUACCAUGCUCUCCAUUCUCGCUGCUGAGUACCCGAUCGAGAAACUCGCCGCCUAUAUCUCCGACGACGGUGGCGCCAUUCUCACCUUCGAGGCCAUGGCGGAAGCCGUUCGCUUUGCUGAGAUAUGGGUUCCGUUCUGCCGCAAGCACAACAUAGAACCGAGAAAUCCGGACAGCUACUUCAAUUUGAAAACGGACCCGACGAAGAACAAGAAGCUGCACGAUUUCGUUCGCGAUCGGCGGUGGAUCAAGAGGGAAUACGACGAGUUCAAGGUGAGAAUCAACGGCCUCCCCGAGGUGAUUCGCAAGCGGUGCGAUGCGCUGAAUAGGAGGGAAGAGAGGAAGGAGAAAGCGAUCGCCAGGGAGAAGAACGGCGGCACGCUCCCGCCGGAAGGUGUGACGGUGCAGAAGGCGACGUGGAUGGCCGACGGGACUCACUGGCCGGGGACGUGGUGGCAGUCGGCUCCGGAUCACGGCAAAGGCGAUCACGCCGGGAUCGUGCAGGUGAUGAGCCGGGUACCCGAACCAGAACCGGUUAUGGGCGGACCGGACGAGGACCGGAUCAAUUUCACCGGAGUCGACAUCAGGGUCCCGAUGUUUGUCUACGUCUCCCGUGAGAAGAGGGCCGGUUAUGACCACAACAAGAAGGCCGGAGCCAUGAACGCCAUGGUUCGUGCCUCGGCCGUGCUGUCCAAUGGACCCUUCAUUCUCAACUUGGAUUGUGAUCACUACUUUUACAACUCUCUCGCGAUAAGAGAAGGGAUGUGCUUCAUGAUGGAUCGCGGCGGUGACAGAAUCUGUUACGUACAAUUUCCCCAGAGAUUCGAAGGCAUCGAUCCGUCGGAUCGAUAUGCGAAUCACAACACGGUCUUCUUUGACGGAAGCAUGCGUGCGCUUGAUGGACAACAAGGUCCGGUCUACGUGGGAACCGGGUGCAUGUUUCGAAGAUACGCAUUGUACGGCUUCCUGCCGCCGAGAGCAAACGAGUACCUCGGAGUGUUUGGUCGGAUAAAGAGCAGGGCUCCUAGUGCUCCCGUACACUUGGAAGAUUCAGAGCCAUCGACUUCUGACCACCCUGAUCUCAACCUGCCCAAAGGAUUUGGAAACUCCCAAUUGUUCAACGAGUCCAUAGCCGUGGCAGAGUACCAAGGUCGGCCGCUCGCCGAUCACAUCUCCGUCAAGAACGGCAGGCCUCCUGGCGCAUUGCUGGCCCCUCGCCCGCCUCUCGACGCACCUACGGUCGCCGAGGCAGUUGCCGUGAUUGCUUGCUGGUACGAGGACAAGACGGAAUGGGGUGAUAAGAUAGGUUGGAUCUACGGAUCGGUGACGGAAGAUGUGGUGACAGGCUACAGAAUGCACAAUAGAGGGUGGCGAUCCGUCUACUGCGUGACGAAGCGCGAUGCCUUCCGUGGCACGGCACCGAUCAAUCUCACGGACAGGCUGCACCAGGUGCUCCGAUGGGCGACGGGGUCGAUCGAGAUCUUCUUCUCGAAAAACAACCCGCUGCUGGCGAGCAGGAGGCUCAAAUUCCUGCAGCGGAUAGCCUACCUCAACGUCGGCUUCUACCCCUUCACGUCGGUGAUCCUGGUGGUCUACUGCUUCCUUCCAGCUUGGUGCCUCUUCACCGGAAGCUUCAUCGUGCAGUCGCUCAACGUGGCGUUCCUCUGCUACCUCCUCGUCAUCACGGUGACGCUGACUCUGCUCUCCCUCCUGGAAGUGAAGUGGUCGGGGAUCGAGCUGGAGGAGCUCUGGAGGAACGAGCAGUUUUGGGUCAUCGGUGGCACCAGCGCACAUCUCGCUGCUGUGAUCCAGGGGCUGCUCAAAGUGAUAGCUGGGAUAGAGAUCUCCUUCACGCUGACCUCGAAAUCGGCGGGGGAGGACGAGGAGGACAUUUAUGCCGAUCUCUACGUGGUGAAAUGGACCAGUCUGUUCAUAGUGCCACUCACCAUCAUUGUAGUGAACCUCAUGGCAGUUGUGAUCGGCAUGUCGAGGACUUUGUACAGCGUGAUACCUCAGUGGGGGAAGCUCUUUGGAGGGCUCUUCUUCAGCUUCUGGGUCAUUGCUCACAUGUACCCUUUCAUCAAAGGGUUGCUUGGAAGGAGAGGAAGAGUGCCGACCAUCGUCUACGUGUGGUCGGGUAUCCUUUCCACGACGAUAUCUUUGCUCUGGAUAUCAAUCAGCCCUCCCAGUGAUAGCACCUCUACUGGAAGCAUUACCAUAUAA